AUGUCUCGCUUGCCUCCUGCCGAGAAACUCCCUCUCGCCGUGCGGAAGAACAUCCGCGAUGAUUGGGAGAACAAGAGAGAAGACUUCCAGAAUAAGCUCUCUGACGUCCUGGGCACAGAGUGGACGCUCAAGGACAUCAGCCCUAUCGCGCUUUACCCUUACGCCGAAGAGGGCUACGCCAAAGAGCGCCUAGGAAGCUGCAUCGAAAACUACGUCGACUCAGCAAUCUAUAACCUCAAUUACUUCGUUGAAAGAUACGGCGAAGACGGCAAAUCCGAGCUCAACUCCAUCUGCCACGCCCACUCCCUCAUUAUCGACCUCGAUGACCGCCCGGAGGGCGAGCGCGUCUCCUACUGCGGCGUCAUCGUCAAGGAGGGCGGCGUGCUAGCGAUCGUCUUUUCCGAAAGAAAUCUAGGCGUCAACAUCGGCUCCGCCCUCGAGACGCAGGGUCUCCUGAGCGCCUUGAAUGCCGCGCCUCCCGCACCGGGGUCCGCCGCGCCCAUGAAUUUUGCGGCGCGCACUUCCGUCAGGCGGGACUAUGAUCUGCAGAUCGAGGAGACGAGAAAGUCGUUUGCGGAUAUGCUCGAGAGGCCUGACAUUGUGCUGUGUCCCAAUUUCGAGGCGAACUUUGAAAAGAUCAAGGCUGCGGCGGAGAAGAAGGGGAGCGAGGUGAGGAGUGAUUGGGAGGUGAACAUUGGUGCUUUUACGAGGAUGUACUUUGAAGGGCUGAGGUCUCAGAUGAGGUAUCAAAAGUUUGAUGAUGAUGAUAUGUUGAGGGAAGGGUUCAAUGAGGCUGCUGAGAAGGGGGAGAUUCACUUCCGGAUUGUGGAUAAGAUGGCGUAUGCGACGUACGGGGAGGUUGUGUUGGAUGAUGAGCUUAUUUGUCUUCAGACCCAGGCGCAUAACUUUGGAACGAAUGUCGAUUACGCAGCAGAGAAGCUCUUGGACCAGCUCUAG
This is a messenger RNA of Colletotrichum abscissum, 957 nucleotides long. RefSeq lists its product as uncharacterized. The coding region runs from base 1 to 957 and encodes 318 amino acids. The record is from RefSeq and is a predicted model, not a curated record. NCBI's taxonomy places the organism in Eukaryota, Fungi, Ascomycota, Sordariomycetes, Glomerellales, Glomerellaceae. The transcript is spliced from 4 exons.